GAGAACGGACUUGAGGUAUACAUGCGCUGCUCGAUCGACGAUGACCUUGGCUACGUAGCUGUGCAUAACCGCGCACGCGUCACAACCGGGCAACGUUUAAACAGGUCAUAGGGAAAGUAGCGACGGCGCCGAUGCGACCUCGGACGCCAUGCGCCGCUUCCGGUCACGUAAGCCGAAGCCGCAAGACGGGAGAGCGGUGUUGGCACUUGGACUUCGCAAAGCGGUUGCGCAAAUAUUUCCAGUGGUAGCCCGUCGAUCUGCGCAACACAACCGGGGUUUUCGUCGCGGCUGUGAUACCGCUGUCUUGUGUACUACGCCGGUGACAGGUGCCGCGCUGCGGUUUUGUGGAGGCCGUCAGCGGCGCUUGACUAAGUGUGCUUCGCUGCUGGCAGUUUUCGGACGUGGCUGCCGCCGCUGUGCCACGUGAUGGCGGCUGGAAGCGAUGCCAUGGCCGACGCUGAAGGAAGAGCGUUUCACCGUCUUCGUAACUACCCGGCGGCCGGCAUCAAUUGGCGACCGACGAGGCCCACUGCUGGAACGUACCCUGGGGCUGCGAGUUCGUGGGCGACAUGGAAGCUGUAUUGCGGCACUAUGAAGAGGAGUGCACCUUCCACGCGCUUGAAUGCCCGCACUGCCGGACCGCAGUCCGGCCCACAAACCUGCUGACCCACUGCACGGCCGUAGGCGCCGACAGCGCUUCCCCUGAGCGCACAAGUGAGCCGUCCCUAGUGCGGCGUGGUGGACAAACUGCUCGCGGUAUGAAUGUACCGUUGGAAGAGUUGGUAGCCCUGAUGAGAGGCGCGGGUCGUGAUGAGCUGGCUAUCAUUCAGACUCUAUUGAACGAACUACUUGAGCGGGCAAGCAAUUUUGGCUCUUGUUUAAGCGAGGUAGCCCGCGACGUGGCAGCCUUAAGGCAUAACCCGGUGGAUGCGACUGCUGUUGCGCCAAGUGGCAAUUCAUCAGCGCUCGUCUCGUACGGAGUAGACAGUGCUAUAAACCUUCACCAGGGCAACAGCGGCGUUGCCCACGCAGCGGGAACCAGCACAAGUAUCGAGCCUUCAAACGAGGUGGCGCUUCGAAUGCUGGCGUCAUACUGCAGCGUGUCGUUGAGCGCCGUCAAAGAGUUGAAUCGCAAGGAGAAUAGACACCGACUGCGUACCAACUUUAUCCGAGAAUUUCCAGACCGAGUAGUAUUGGGUCUUUCGCCUCAGCCCUACGUGCGGUACACUUUCGAGAUCGAUGGCGCCGACAAACUGUUCUACUGUCCCAUGGAAAAUUUGUUUGAGAAAUUUUCAGACCUGGCUUUGCGGCACGAUAAUGGUGUCGUUCUUCAGUUGUCUGUGUUCAGAUAUGAACAGUAUACAUCUGGCAAUAGCUUUCUCAUGCUCUACUUGACGUUCAUACUCCUUGACAGGGCCGGCAGAGUGCCAACCCACUGCUCACUGACGGUAAUGCAUGGAGUGCCUGGAAUAAACAAGCAGAUGGAGGAAAUCAUUGGUGGCACUUUUUGUUACUCUCAACGCUCUUGUUCUUUUUCAUUCCAUACGGAACUCGACCCACUGAGAGGCGAAGGGUAUCUUCACAACAACAAACUUUACAUUCAAGCUGUCGUAUAUGUAUAGACAAUGCAAACGCAGCGGAUGCUCGCCCGUGUGAACAGGACGUGGAAAGAUGCGGGAAAUCUUUUCCUAAGCGUUAAUAACUUACUGAUGCAAAGAAAAUGAGAAAAAAAGAAAGGUCAGAAAAAAGAAUGUUGUAACGGUAGAGAAGAACGCCGCAAGUGAAAUAAGGGGGAGAGAAGGACAAGCAGAAUGAUUGAGUAGCAGUGGGAGCCGGGGAAUAGUUGGUUUGGGAUGCCUAAGAUUUGGGUGUGUCGUGGACCGCUUAAUACCGACUCAAGGCGCCAGGCUCCCGUUACAAUAUGCGAGGAGGUUUUACAAGCAGAUUCUUUGUUACCUUGCAUCUAAAUUAAUGUUCUGCAUGUCAACUGAAAAAGAGACUGCGUAUGUAUCCGUGUGUAUAGUCAUUUUACUUUGGACCCUCCGCAAAGUAUUCAUUCCGCUGUGUACUGGAACCGUAUUACUGUAUUUUACAGAGUGAUUCACGGAGCGAUAUUAAGCGAAGUUUUUAUUUGUAACCGUAAGAUGAUUCUCCUGACACGAUAUAGAGCGAAUUCUUCUGAACUGAAUAAGUUAUAAGUUGUUUCUGUAAUCGGUUUACUUGUUGUAACUCUACGUUCAGUGCAAGAAAUAAAGUGCCGUUACCGCGAAUGUCAUGCCUGUGAAAAUUAGUGUGUGCAUUUCGUAAAUUGUAGCAAUAAAUAUUUCGCCAGGUUCUUUGCUAUAGUAUCGAUAAAUAUUGCUAGAAUGACACGUGCGUUGCCUCCACCAUCAUAGCCUGAAAUCUUUAGCGCUCUGCCCAUUCGGAACACAAACGGAUGCUCACCUGCAGUGAACAGCCUGCUCUUAGAAGGGGGGGAUACAUAUAUUGACUGGUCACAAUUUAGCUCGUCCCACAAUGGGGCGCUGUUUUUCGUAGUUGAUAUUCUGUAUAAGUUUUUUGAAGCUGUGUUCUGCUCAUCGAUAAACGCUGUCAAGGAAAACCAGUCAAAAGAAAUGGACACCUUUGUUCCUUUUGUUGCAAGUGUUCGCUUUGUAUUCUCUGUCUACCGACUGUUCCCUGGAGGUUCGGAGGUUAGACAUGUUAUGAACCUGAUGUAUCCUUAUGUCUACUAAAUACUUCUAACAUUACUGAGUCUUUAUUAAUAAAUUCUCAUUCUGAACCUGAAGCGAUGCUGUGUGUUUUCUCCCAUAUUGACUACGACGUAAUGAAGGUAAUUUGUUCAA
This is a messenger RNA of Dermacentor silvarum, 2846 nucleotides long. RefSeq lists its product as uncharacterized. The transcript has 3 exons. The record is from RefSeq and is a predicted model, not a curated record. The coding region runs from base 570 to 1622 and encodes 350 amino acids. NCBI's taxonomy places the organism in Eukaryota, Metazoa, Arthropoda, Arachnida, Ixodida, Ixodidae.